UGGGAAGAUGCAAAAAUACUUAAGUUUGUUUUUGACGUUGUACUAUCACAGCACCCUCUCUACUCACUUUCAGAAGGUAAAGGCAUCCGCCCACUUUCGGUCACUCGUCUUCUCGAGCUAGCGAAGAACCGCAAUACAAAAAACCCCUUGAGUAGAACAUCAAAAUGCGUGUGUAAAUACUUUUAAACGUCUGCUCUCGUGCAGAAGUGCUUGGGCGGACGAGAUUGGGUUACUAUCUCCUUCUGUUGUCGCCUUUGCUCUCCUGCUUCGCCGCGGGUUAAAAUGGACAAUCAGGGAGAAAUGCCGGACGCUAGCGAUAAGAAUGUGGAAUCCAUCAAGUUUUUGCUUUCGCUGAAAACCGGAAAGAUUGCACGCCACGUGGACCGCUGGAUUUACUUCGGUCAACUGGAACUGGACGUUCCUUAUGAGGCAACGGCGCGCGAGCUGAAGCAGACGCUGCAGGACCAAAGCGGGAUCGACGUCAAAUAUUUGUCGCUGAGGAAGAAAUUCUUCUGCCCACCGGGUUUGGAUAUUAAGGGGGAGAACGACGUAGACUAUGGCUCGUACCACAUGGAAAACGACGACGAACCGGUGUUUCUACACGUCCUCAAACGCGGCGACCGUCGUCUGGAGCACGUCAGCCCAGAACUACACUUCGACACUACACCGGAACGAGUGCGAAUCCGGGCUACGGCGGCGGACAUCGACUUCGAGCUAAAGUGGUGGGAAUACGAUUUGCAGCCGGCGAGACGACAUUUGGGUACCCUUUCCAGCCCCGAACCGGCCAACCAGGAGUUCCAAGAGGAUCCGUGCAUGGUCUACGUCAACGUCUAUGACAUCAAAAACCUCAAAGGUUUGAACAAGGUGGUAGAGGGGGUGAGUAAUAGCGUGAAGGGACUCACCGGGAAAGAUUUUUCUUUCGGCGGGGGUUAUCACGCCGACCUCGAGGUCUACGGCGCACAGUUCGUGUUCCACCAAAGUGGCGCCGGGGGGGCAUGUGGGUCCCUGAUCUGCCGCCCUUGGCCGCGCAACGUCCCAUACCAGUACUUGUAUAAGUACAGCAUCCCGGCUGGGCAUACCAAAUUCUCGUUCGUAUCUCUCCAGAGAAAAGGCCUACGAGCACAUCAUAUCUAAUGCCAUAAGUGCAAAACUAAAAUCCCAAACAGCAUGAUGCGCUGCCCUCACCAAAGAUCAUGGAUCAGAUUUUUUUGUGCAAUUGCCAUCGAUGCUGAGCUUGCCUUUUUCUUUCGCAUACGGCGGUGAAGUCAGGAAAGCGGCAAUCACCACGGCAAGGCAGACAGAGCCGGGCAAGCCAACGUGGACUGAUGAGUACUACAACCCAACCAGACAGAUAUCGAAAUGAAAAAUACCCCCUUCUGCAAAGGGAAUUUUUGCUGCUGGAUUUCUGUAUGCAAAUCCUGUCAUGCGAGACGACAAUAGGCAUACGCAAAGGCAGGGAGCCUACUCGUUGACAUGUUAAGUUACAUGUUGCCAUGUUAAGUAUGAAAGCCAACAAAUUGCCAGAAAGUGUACGGCUAUUCCAUUCUUGCAACACAAAUCCAUUUGCAUCUCAACCGAAAGGAACCAACUCUUGAAUAAAGUAGAACGGGGGUUUUUCAUGUCAUACCAGAACUGUGUCGACUAUGUUGUGUGGCUCCUCGGUAUCGCAGAUGAAAAAAGCAUUGUUAGUGUAACUUUGUGAUGCGCACCAUGCACAGUGAGUGCGUCUGUCAAGAACUUCUCAUGCUGGUCAUGGAUUGUAAGGUCCACCCAUGCGCGUUUCCAUAUCCAUGUACUAACUACGCAUGAGAAGUUUUUACUGUCAUGCCAGACAGAUUUGUAAUGCUGAUCCUCCCAAAUAAAAGUUACACCUACAAUCUUUUUUUCGUGGAUAAACGAUCACAUAAUCCCCGACUGGAGAGAAGGGCGAACGGGGAACGUGUCGCUAUCGGGUGCACAUCUGUGGUCUAGGUGUAGAAAUUUGUAAAGGCAUAUCGGGUAAUGAGGGCGUGUUGCGAUGCGCAGCCAAAUUAUACGACAAAUUUUUACAGUGCUAUGAGAUAUUAGGAGUUGCAUAUUCCGCAUCAAAAACUGUGCAUUUUUCUCACAGAGCUUCACAGAAGUUGUGACAGAUCAAAAGUAGCAUGACCUACAAAUCUUCCAAUGCCCUCCCAGUUUGCAGUGCAUAGUCGUCUGGCGGGAACGAACUCGAACGGCAGAUCUACGAUGUGUGGAAACUCGGGCGAGAAACCGGUCGUCCUGUCCUCGAGGGAAUUGAGGCAGCAAGGGAACAUGUAGUCGAGGGUUUGAAGAUAGCAAAAGGGGCGGCGCAGAUAACGAGGGGACUCAUGCAAGCGUUCAAGGAGGAGAUGACACCCAGCGGACCAGCCGUGGUUAUCAAAUGCAAAUGUGUGUGGGAAUGGAACAUUCGAAACUGGUAAUAGUUGACUUGCGUUUUGUUUUCUGACAAAUCUUCUGUAUUGCGGUGGCAACAAAUGGGCUGCUGCCCUCUUAGGCAUGCCAAAACACGGUAGGGAGAUAAAACGCAAGUUGUCAUACCUAGCGCAUAUGGGAAACAUGGAGCAGAAAAACAUACAUUUGUCAUGCAUAUGUGCAUUCGAGAAUGCCUCCCCUAACCACAACUCAGCAUCACAAGUUUCUAGACCCAACCAGAUUUGCAAUGCAUAGCACCCGAGUGAAUACCCACCUUCAGCAAACUCGGGUAUCUAACAGAAAACAAGCACACCCGUAUUGCCGGACUCAGAAACUUUUGCCAUGCCGUUUUCAGUGCCAUUCUUGGGUGUCCGGCACGAGAAGGGUUACUUCUAGUAUCUUUUGUUGUCCUCGUCCGCAUGACAUUCUCCGGCUAGAAUGACAGAAAAGUGCUUCUCCUGUAUCUCAGCAUUAGAAAGGUUCAUCUGAUGACGGGAAAACAGCAUUACAGAUUUGAUUUCUUUCUGGAAUGGGUGUACAACAUGCUUUUCUUGUAUAGGAUUCUAAUAUCUGGGAAAGCAAUUUGCUCAGCACUGAGAAGAUUUUUUGAAAGGCUUGCUUUUCUUUAUGUGGCUGAAGAAAUAGCAAGAACGGAGGAUUAAGAUUGAUUACGAGACACCACGUCAACAGUGAAGUAGAUGCACUGGUCUUUUAAAGUGAAAAGAAACCAUCUUCAAGAACCCGCCGAGCAGGC
Amoebophrya sp. A120 is the source of this 3187-nucleotide messenger RNA. The record is from the annotation of a GenBank genome assembly. NCBI's taxonomy places the organism in Eukaryota, Dinophyceae, Syndiniales, Amoebophryaceae.